AUUGGCGUUUCAGCACAUUCACAAUAGCACGCGGAACCAAAAGAGCGAAGGUGUAGUUUCACAACGGAGCAUUUUAUCUGUGGGACCGAAUGAAUAAACACGUGAACGGUGUUGUCUUUUGACAGCUGUUGCUUACGAUUAAUUUACCCGAAAAAUCCACAACUGUGUGUUGCUUUAAGUUCCAUCCAUCUGAGGUCAAAAUGACGAGGUGGGCCCGUGCAAACAACAUUCACAAACACAAAACUGCCGAUGCCACACCGUGGAAACAGCUUCAAGCAAACGGGGAUGCAGGAGCACCUGAAACAAGCUCCGGUGACCGAGGAGGCCAAGCCAACAGACAUAACAGAGCUCCUAGUGCUCCAAGGCCUGUCCAGCAGGGGCGAGGCAUAAAUAAAACCAUCAAAAACAAACACGGUCACGACACUGAAGAUGUGAAUGGGUUUCUGGAGUAUUUAAGGCAGACAGGUCAGACCCUACAGAGGAGGACACCUGGAGAGGGAAGCGAAGACCUGCGAGAAGAAGUGGCGAUAGCGCUGAAGAAAGACGAACGACGAGAACACAGAAGGAUUAAAAGACAGCAAACUAAAAAGAACAACAUGGUCUGCUUCAACUGUAGGAAGCCCGGUCACGGUAUUACUGACUGCCCGGAGGCAGAUAAUGAUGAAGAGAUGGGCAGUGGAAUCUGUUAUCGGUGCGGAUCUACUGAACAUGAACUCCGGGCAUGUCGGGCUAAAGUAGAUCCUGCCAUGGGUGAAUUCCCCUACGCCAAGUGUUUCAUUUGCGGUCAGACGGGUCAUUUGUCCAAAUCUUGUCCUGAUAAUCCCAAGGGACUGUAUGCUGCCGGAGGCUGCUGUCGGGUGUGUGGUUCAGUUGAACACUUUCAGAAGGAUUGUCCUGAGCAUCAGAACUCGGCCAAUGCCAUCACCGUCAGCCGGAUGUCCAACAGGAUCAGUGCUGACCAUGAAGACGUCCAUGUGCCUGCGAAGAAAGUUCAGCCAAAGAAGGACAAGGUGGUGGUUUUUUGACCUGUCUGGACAAUAUAGAAAUGGACCUUUUUCUCAGUUUAGACUUGAUUAGUCUGGGCUCCGCGGUUGUGGAUUCGUCACAAACCCACAACCGGUCCUGUGGAUGUGCUGGACUGUGUGCUAUGGAUUGUUUUAUGACUGUUUAGAUAUUGUAAAGUUCCUGAGACUUGUGGACAUCACUCCUGGGUCAGUCACAAACAUGAAUUAUAAAUCAUUAUUACUGCUAUAAGAGAAAGGGGGUUUUAUUUAAGUUCAAGAAUGAUUUUACAUAUAAAAGCAACAUUUAUUUACAAAAUGCACAAAUAUUUUUUAAAUGGUGAGAUAUUUAGUGUGCUAAAAAACUGAAUUGUAAGGAACUGCAUAGGCUGUAUUAAUACAGAAUCUAUUUCCACUUUGUGCAUCAGAAAACCGCAGUAAGCAAAUCUUCCUCUAAAAAAAAAACGCAGGACAUGGUUGUCUCUUCCAAAGAUUUGGACUAGCCUGUUAAAUUUCCUUUUUUUAUAGGGAAGCACUCCAGAUGUUACUUUGUUGUUAUAAGAAACCUGCAAAUGAAAUAUUCAGAUUUAAAAGCUGUAAAUGUGUGCACCUUGAGAUAAAAUAAUGAUGUGUCUUAAAGGAAAACA
Misgurnus anguillicaudatus (oriental weatherfish) is the source of this 1648-nucleotide messenger RNA. It is a transcript of the gene zcchc9, whose product is annotated as zinc finger, CCHC domain containing 9. Gene Ontology annotation, cellular component: nucleolus. Gene Ontology annotation, molecular function: zinc ion binding; nucleic acid binding. NCBI's taxonomy places the organism in Eukaryota, Metazoa, Chordata, Actinopteri, Cypriniformes, Cobitidae. The record is from RefSeq and is a predicted model, not a curated record.